AUGUGUAUAAAUAAGAAAGAUACGAAAGAUGCAAUAUUGGAUGCUAACAAUCACAACCACUUCCAAAGAAUGUACGGAAAGAUGGCAUUUGAAUAUAUGGAAACAGACAGAGAGUUAGGUAACCUUUUCGGAGAAGCAAUGUCUCAAGCAGGGCCUUUAGGAGUGAAAUCAAUCCUUGAUGCAUAUAAAGGAGGCUUUGAUGGAAUAUCAACGUUAGUUGAUGUAGGAGGUGGAUAUGGACAAGUCCUCAAACAAAUUCUCUUCCAAUAUCCAUCAAUUAAAGGAAUUAAUUUUGAUUUGCCUCAUGUUGUGAAAAACGCACCCCCUCAUCCAGGCAUAGAGCAUAUCGGGGGAGACAUGUUUGAAAGUGUUCCAAAAGGUGAUGCCAUUUUGAUCAAGCGUGUAUGUCAUAACUGGGGAGAUGAAGAAUGUGUCAAGUUUUUGAGAAAGUGCUACGAAGCUUUGCCAGCAGAUGGGAAGGUUAUAGUUUUGGAGACUUUAGUGCCAGAAAUUCCCAAGUCAACAUCAAAGGAUAUUUGUGCUGUGGACAUGGAUUACAGUAUGUUUCUAGUUCAUGGUGGAAAGGAAAGAACCGAGAAACAAUAUGAGAAAUUAUGCAAGAGAUCGGGAUUUUCCAGAUUUAAGGUUGCUUGCAAUGAUUCAAGUGCCAUUGAUGCAGUGAUGGAGUUCUACAAAUAA
Arachis stenosperma is the source of this 699-nucleotide messenger RNA. RefSeq names its product flavone 3'-O-methyltransferase 1-like. The record is from RefSeq and is a predicted model, not a curated record. NCBI's taxonomy places the organism in Eukaryota, Viridiplantae, Streptophyta, Magnoliopsida, Fabales, Fabaceae. Gene Ontology annotation, molecular function: S-adenosylmethionine-dependent methyltransferase activity; O-methyltransferase activity. Bases 1 to 699 code for a protein of 232 amino acids. Gene Ontology annotation, biological process: methylation. The transcript is spliced from 3 exons.